AUGCCGUCUAUUCUCCUAAACAUGGGGCCACUUCCCGUUAAUAUAUCCGCAUCUCUUUCCAUAGUAAUAGUUACCGCGGCGGCGCUGCCAGGUGUCGUAUCUUAUUAUGAAGCUCCAGAUAGUAUAAAGUUGGCGAUUCGUCGGCUCGAUAUGAUUAUGGAUAUGAUUAUGGAUGUUCUCCCCAAAAGAUCCCUGUUCUUCCUUCUCCUACUGAAUCUAAUGUUAGGCAUGGAGCCUAGUAGUACAUAUAGUUAUAGAUCUAGAUACUUAUAG
Lachancea thermotolerans CBS 6340 is the source of this 273-nucleotide messenger RNA. RefSeq names its product KLTH0F15334p. The record is from RefSeq and is a predicted model, not a curated record. NCBI's taxonomy places the organism in Eukaryota, Fungi, Ascomycota, Saccharomycetes, Saccharomycetales, Saccharomycetaceae. The coding region runs from base 1 to 273 and encodes 90 amino acids. The transcript has a single exon.